GACUCUCCUCAGAGAAGCACAAGCUCUCAUUCUAUCACGAUGGCUCCUUCCUACAUGACUUCUGCUGACUACUCAAAGCUUUCCAACAAGGAAAAACAUAAACUAAGAAAACCAGUGGUGGAAAAAAUGCGCCGUGACCGCAUCAACAACUGCAUCGAGCAGCUUAAAGUGAUGCUGGAGAAAGAAUUCCACCAACAAGACCCCAACACCAAGCUGGAGAAAGCUGACAUUCUGGAAAUGACUGUCGUCUUCCUGAAGCAGCAGCUGCAAAGCCAGAUCACAGCGCCUCAGAAAGCUCACUGUGACGGUUACACGCGGUGCUGGAGGGAGACCGUAAACUUCCUGUCUGCCAACUCCAAACUUGACGUGACACUUCAGCAUCUCAACCGCUGUCAAGAAGCCCAGAGAGAACAGAAAGAUCUCCCACUGUCUCCACGGUCCUCCCAGAUCCACCAGGCUCCGGUUAAGCACGAGAUCAGCGCAAAUAGAGCUGUGUGGAGACCUUGGUAGAGACACUGAGCACUGAGACUCUCUCAUGUUAACCAGAUGGUAGUUCCACCAUCUCUUAUGAUGUAGGAGAUUUGUAUUUCCACCUAUUUCCAUGAUGGAUUUUAAAAGAAACACUCUUCUCGUUGAGAAGUGCUUAAUGAGAAGGUUCUUCAUAUUGAAGACUGAUAAAAGCUAGACUUUAUAACUUUGUUUUCUAAAGUUAUUUUUCUUCUUUUUUUUACAGAAAGUCUGUAUGUCUUUACUAAUUCUGCUUAGACUAAGCAUUUUAACGAUGUGUUGAUUAUUUUACUGUAAUCCUUGUUUUUUUGCCUUUAAUAAAGGCAGUUGAGAAAUUGUAUGUUUUCUCAUCUAGGUACUUUAAUGCACAAAAGUUAAUAGUUGACACUAUGUGUUUGGUGUUGUUUCGCAAUAAAAGCACCUGAUUUAUAUAAAA
Messenger RNA from Clarias gariepinus (North African catfish), 943 nucleotides. RefSeq names its product transcription factor HES-5-like. NCBI's taxonomy places the organism in Eukaryota, Metazoa, Chordata, Actinopteri, Siluriformes, Clariidae. Gene Ontology annotation, biological process: regulation of transcription by RNA polymerase II; regulation of neurogenesis; anterior/posterior pattern specification. Bases 40 to 510 code for a protein of 156 amino acids. The record is from RefSeq and is a predicted model, not a curated record. Gene Ontology annotation, cellular component: nucleus. The transcript is spliced from 2 exons. Gene Ontology annotation, molecular function: RNA polymerase II cis-regulatory region sequence-specific DNA binding; protein dimerization activity; DNA-binding transcription factor activity, RNA polymerase II-specific.